AUGCCAGUUGGAAACCAGUUGAGGAUCAUCCACCCUUACCAAACAAUGCUAGCAGACUUCAGCUAUUCGAUCGUUUUACUGGGACGUGGUGAAGAAGAAGAAGAAGAAGUAGAAGGUGGUGUUGCAACAGAUCUCGUCAAAGUGUCGUUGAAUUCCACCCUUACAGCUGUCAGAGGAGCUGAUUUUUCCCGUCUCCUGAAUGUCAUUGGAAACAUCUUUGAGGUGGAAGGUGAUACAAUUGUAUUUUAG
Messenger RNA from Echinococcus granulosus, 249 nucleotides. RefSeq lists its product as hypothetical. Lineage: Eukaryota; Metazoa; Platyhelminthes; Cestoda; Cyclophyllidea; Taeniidae. The coding region runs from base 1 to 249 and encodes 82 amino acids. The transcript has a single exon. The record is from RefSeq and is a predicted model, not a curated record.